AUGCACAUCUAUGCGAAGUUUCUAAAAGAAUUGCUCACAAAGAAGCGCAAACCAUUGGAUGAUGACACGGUCGACAUGACCGAAGAGUGUAGUGCACUUAUCCAAAAGAAGCUUCCUCAAAAGAAGAAGGAUCCGGGUAGCUUUACUAUUCCGUGCUCUAUUGGGAACUUGACCGUAGCACGAGCCUUGUGUGAUCUUGGAGCUAGCAUUAAUCUCAUGCCUCUCUCCAUGAUGAAAAAGAUACCCGAAGCCGUUGCAACACCAACUAAAAUGCAGCUCUCCUUGGCGGAUCGUUCUAUAGUGCAUCCAUAUGGGAUUCUCCAUGAUGUUCUAGUCCGGGUGGCAUAA
Molecule: messenger RNA, 348 nt
Organism: Trifolium pratense (red clover)
Lineage: Eukaryota; Viridiplantae; Streptophyta; Magnoliopsida; Fabales; Fabaceae
Exons: 1
Coding region: 1-348 (115 amino acids)
Source: RefSeq, a predicted model, not a curated record